Thecamonas trahens ATCC 50062 is the source of this 724-nucleotide messenger RNA. RefSeq lists its product as uncharacterized. NCBI's taxonomy places the organism in Eukaryota, Apusomonadida, Apusomonadidae. Bases 1 to 564 code for a protein of 187 amino acids. The record is from RefSeq and is a predicted model, not a curated record. The transcript is spliced from 3 exons.
AUGGCGGCAGAAACCGAUGCCGCCCCCAGCUUGUCUGCAAGCGAAGUGUAUGAGGCCGGUAAGCGCGGCGAGUGGGAUGUUGUGCUGGCUGUGAUAGGCGAGCGGUCCGAGGCGGCGGCGGCGGCGGCGCGGUUUGUCAACGAUGCCGUCCGGGUGGUGGUGGGCGCCGGUGCUGUUCUCGAUCACAAGGACAAGGACGGAAAGAUGCCCAUUGAGGUGGCCAAGGACGAGCCAACGAUUGCCUUGAUCAAGCUGGCCAUGGACAACGCCCUGGCGCAGCAGACGAGCCCGGUCGUCUUUCCGCCAGCCGCGCCGGACUCGCCCGCGGUCAAGAUCAUCAACGUCGGGCCGACGUACCACAUCGCCUAUGGCGGUGGAGUGACCUCGGCCUACAACGGCAGGGCGGUCUGGCUCGACGAGUUUGGCCGCGUUCUCGUCGGCUGGCACGGCACAGUCUCCCCACCGUCGGGCAUGGCUGGCGAGGAUCUCAUGCAAGACGAAUCAGACGCAGACAUUUUGUCACGGCUAACUAUCGUACCGUCAUGGAUGGCCAUGCCGAGGUAGCUGCGCUCCCUGAUUGAGUUAGUUGCAAGUGUUUGGCGGUGUGACCAAGCCGUCGCCUGGGCCCGGCUCCAGCCCGACAGCCGCAACCAGACAUCGGUAACACAGGUGGUGCUCUGUCACGAUGCUACGAAUCCACGAUCUUGGGAUGGGAUGGGAUGGG